AUGCACAUGGUUCUUUUCACAAACACCGUUCAAGGCGCUUCUCCCUCUUCAACAUCAAGCAACUUUGCUCCGGCGACGAAAACAUCGAGGAAGGGCCCGCGCCUACCAAAGGCUGUCAAGAAAGUCCUGCAGAAGGCGCACAAGAAUCUCGAAGCGGCGACUAACCCAUUUACUUCUGAUGAAAAAAUGGCAGAGCUGUUCAAGGAGGCUGAAAUCAACGAAGAUAAAGGCCCGAAAAGUGCAUCGAAGAAAAAGCAGAAGCAAGGAAAGACACCGAACAACACCCGCAAGACAAAGAAGCCGACACGCCUCUAA
Messenger RNA from Oikopleura dioica, 315 nucleotides. NCBI's taxonomy places the organism in Eukaryota, Metazoa, Chordata, Appendicularia, Copelata, Oikopleuridae. The record is from the annotation of a GenBank genome assembly.